GGAGGAGUUGCCUAACCCCCAGGCGCCCCCACACCCCCGCGCUUUCUGCGCUCCACACUCCCACGAGUCGCCUACCUCUCAGGAGCCCACACUGGGGAUGGAGAUAAAGGAGCAGCGCGAAGACUGGCCGGAGGAGGGCACAAAGGAGAAGGUCAUGAUUAGGGAGGGCGAUGCACGAGUUACGUGCAUGAAAGCAGAUGGCAACUGCCUAUUCUAUGCUAUAUCGCAUCAAAUGCACGCCCUGGGCUUGGUGGAGGAUGAAGGCCCGGUCGAACCAGGAGACCUGAACCACUCCUUGCACUCCUUUGACCUCCGGCAGGCGGUAGCUCGGCACAUUAAGGCCUACCCAUACCAGUUUGAGGGGGCGCUCUUCUCGGCCGCCGCGGACGACCCGCCAGCAUACCGGCGGUUCAUGGCCGAGAGGCCGGACGGGAAGAUGCACUUCGCUCAGAUACAUGAAGCGGCCCGCCGCUAUGCAUCCAAACUGUCUAUGGACACAGUGUGGGCCGGCGAGGAGGCGCUUGUGGCGCUGGCCGAGGCCAAGCAGCUCCGCAUUGAGGUCUAUUAUGAGACCCCCCACCCCGAGCAGUGGGCCGAUACGCCCCCCGCUCUCACCUUCCUCCCCCAAAACCAGCCCCCUCGCGCCACCGUUAAGAUUGUCUACAGGCUCAGCAAAAAACGCAACGGGCAGAGGGUGCACUACGACAGCCUGGAGCGGUUCCGAGAGAGGCGGAGAGCGAGAGCGGAGGAGGGCACCAUCUUCGACCCCAUCUGCAUUCCCGAGGAAGAGAAAGAGAAGAAGAGGUCAAAGGGCACGGCACGCCGACGCAGGAACCGGGCGAGCCAGAAGAGGAAGCGGUCAGCCGAAGGGCCCAAAGGGAGCACAACCAGUGGCGGCGGUGGUAACCAGCCCGCGGCGUCGGAGCCCACCACCUCCGUGGUAGCGCCAGGGCCAACAACAUUCCCGCUAAAGAAAGGUAAGGUGGGUAAGCCCUCCGUACUCCCCAGGAACCGUCCCAUCCGCAUUGCCACCUGGAACGUACGGACCAUGUUCAAAGCCGGGGCGGCUAGGAACGUGACCUCCGAACUGCUGCGGAUGGGGGUAGGUAUCGCAGGGCUGCAGGAGAUGAGGUGGGAAGGGUGGGGAGACCUGCGAAUGGCAGACUACCACCUCUACUGGUCGGGACCAAGGAAGGGCAGCAGGAGGGAGCACGGGGUGGGCUUUGCAAUACACAAGAGCCUCGUCCCAGCGGUAUACGCGUUCGGCCCGGUUAACAAGAGACUGGCCGUGCUCCUCCUCCGCACCCAGGAGGAAAAUCUUGCCUUCGUGAGCUGCCACGCACCGUGCAAUUCUGAUAAGAACCAUGAGGAGAAGACCGCGUUCUAUGACAGGCUACAGAAAGUGGUGAGUACAGUUCUCUCCAAGGGUGCAGUCAAGAUCAUCCUGGGCGACAUGAACGCCCAGCUAGGGCCCAUGAAGGACCCGAAGGACAAGAGAAGAGGCAAGUAUACCUACCACACGGAGGACAACGGUAACGGUAACAGGCUCCUCUCCUUUGCGAGUGCGACGGCGAUGACGGUGGUCAGCACCACUUCGUCGCGCCCCAAGGCGGAGUGCUUCACCUGGUCCUCACCCAAUGGCAAGGUUGUCUCCCAGAUUGAUCACAUUCUGGUAGACACCGCCCGGGCUGGGUGGGUAACAGGUGCACACUCCGAGUGGACUGCGUGUAAUGACUCUGACCAUGCCCCCGUCGUCGCGGCGCUGAAGGUGAAGGUGGCCGACUUCAAGAGGACACACACUGGCGACCUGCUCAAAUCUCCUAAGAAGUUAAGGGUGGAACGGUUGCGAGAGGACGAGGUAAGAGACAAAUUUCAGGAGAGAGUGGCGGAGUUAUUACAACGGCGGCCGGGGGCCGACGAGGUAGUGCGGGCAGACGAUGUCGUCGCUCAGCAGGAGGGAGGCGAGGAGGUGAGGGCGGGAGAGGCGGAGGAGGAAGUCGGCCCCCAUGAAGAGGAGUUGGAGGAGAGCCUGGACGAGAUCUGGCAAAGGAUCGAGGCGGCCCUGCAAGAAGGAGGUGAGGAGGUACUCGGCUUGCAGGAUAAGGUCACGGGCCAACCCUGGUUCGACGAGGAGUGCGAGACGGACAUGGAACGGAGGAACGCCUACUGGAGGUGGCACCGGGAGAGCCCGGAGGACGAGGAGCUCCGGGAAGCCUACGAGGAGAGUCACAACACCCUCAAAUCUACACUGAGACGGGUACGUAGGCGUUUCUUAGACCAGCACUGCCGGGAUCUGGACGAGGCGCGCACACAGAACGACACCAAGAAGUUCUUCGAAGGCGUCAAGCGGCUGAAGAACGGCUUUGUCCCGCGGGCCACCAUGGUAAGGUCGGAGGGCGGGAUGCUCGCCGUGGAGGUAGGCCAACAGCUGGGCACCUGGCAGGGCCACUUCGAGAAGGUACUACGGGGAGCCAACGCCGUGCAGGCCGCAGGGGAGGAGGCACAUGAUGACCACGACCAGGACCCGGGCCAGAACACCUACGACGCAAGAGAGAGGACCCCCCCAACGCGCGAAGAGCUAGUGAGUGUGCUGGAAGCCAUGAAGAAGAGAAAGGCGCCAGGAGCGGAUGGCAUCGCCAUGGAGCUCCUGCAGUGUGGGGGGGAGGCGCUGCUGGACGAGCUUACCAAGCUCAUGGUGAAGAUCUGGGAGGAGGAGAAGAUCCCCGUGGCCUGGGAGGAGGCAGUCAUCACCGUGCUACACAAAGGGAAGGGCUGCAUCUACGACUGCGACAACUAUAGGGGGCUCUCUCUCCUCAACACGGGGUAUAAGGUAUGCUCCUGCAUGGUUCUCCACCGACUGGUGAAAUACGCGGACAAGGCGACCGGUGAGUACCAAGCUGGUUUCAGGAGAAACCGCUCAACGACCGACCACAUCCAUGCGGUAAGGACCAUCAUCAGCAAGCGGCGCGAGCGACACCUGGACACGCACCUACUAUUUAUCGACUUUGCCAAAGCAUACGACUCCAUCUUUAGGGAGGUGCUCUGGCAGAGACUGGGAGAGAUGGGCAUCCCUCAGAAGCUGAUAGCCAUGAUGAAGGCCCUGUCCAAGACGACCAGGAACCGGGUACGGAUCCUGGGCUUCUUGUCCGAGGCUUUCGAGACACUGGCGGGAGUCCGACAGGGGGAUGCCCUCUCCCCACAGCUCUUCAAUCUCGCGCUGGAGUCGGCCAUCAGGAGAGUGAUGUCUAUGCUCGGGGAUGAGGUCACUCUGCUUGCAUACGCCGAUGACAUCGUGCUGAUCGCGGAGACACGGGAGCACCUCACUAUGGUCAUGGCGUUGCUGAUGGUGGAGUGCGCUAAGAUAGGGUUGCAGGUCAACCAAGGUAAGACUAAGUACAUGUACUCCUCCGCCAGGCCCGAGCUCCCCGUUAUGCCCUUGGAAGUGGGGGAGCACUCCUACGAGGCGGUCACCUCGUUCCGCUACCUGGGUUCUGUCAUCACCCAGGACAAUGACAGCUACCAGGACAUCAGGGAGCGCACCUUCCAGGCGCUCCGCAAGAUGAAGGCGCUGCAGGCAAUGCUAGGCUCCAAGGACGUCGGUAGAGAGGGUAAGAUCAGGAUCUACGAGGCCAUCAUCAAGCCCGUAGCCAUCUACGGCGGCCAGGCCUGGACCCUCGAUGCCAGGUGCCGGGAGGCCCUUCUCGUCUUUGAGAGGCAAGUACUGCGGUGCAUGGUGGGCCCAGACCGCUCCACACCGGGGCACAUCCGCAUCCGGCGCAUCGAGGAGAUCCGCGACAUCCUGCAGUACCACAAGAGCAUUGUGAGCUUCGUGGAGGCGGCGGCGAUGAGCUGGGCAGGCCAUGUGGCGCGAGCGCCGGCCGACAGGGUGAUCAGGCAGGUGACUGACUACCAGCCGGCCGGGCCCAGGGGCAAGGGCAGGCCCAAGAAGAGGUGGACUGACUACAUCAAGGAGGUGGCCCGGGGGGAGGGGGCGCAGGAUUGGGAGGAGGAGGCUCAGGACCGGGAGAUCUGGAAGGGCAUCUGCCGGCAGGUCAAGGACAGGCCCCCACCGCCGAUCAAGCGCCCGCCAGCGAAGACAUCUACCGUCGACAAGGCGGACACCGGCACGCCCCCCACAGGCGCCGCCGCCCCCUCAACAGCUAACCCUUUGAGUGUUCCAGGCACCCAGCGGCAGCGCAGCGUGCACGCAGACAGCGAGGAGGACCUGGAUGACCCGGGGCUGCGAAGGUCACCGCCCGCCCGCCAGCCGCUCCGCACGGUGCACUCCCUGAGCGACAGCGGGAAACACCCCAAGACGUUCGCCUUCGACCACUGCUUCGACUCUCUCGACCCGGCCUCUCCUAAGUUCGCGAGCCAGGAGGAGGUGUUCGACAGCUUGGGCAGGGACAUCCUGGAGAACGCGUUCGAGGGCUACAACGCGUGCAUCUUUGCGUACGGCCAGACGGGGUCGGGCAAGUCGUACACUAUGAUGGGCGGCCGCGACAGCAAGGGCAUCAUACCCCGCCUGUGCGACGCGCUGUUCGACACGAUCGAGAAGCGCCAGAGCGCGGAGCUGUCCUGCAAGGUGGAGGUCAGCUACAUGGAGAUCUACAACGAGAAGGUGCACGACCUCCUGGACCCCAAGGCCAACAAGCAGUCCCUGAAGGUGAGGGAGCACAACGUCUUGGGGCCGUACGUGGACGGCCUGUCCCAGCUCGCCGUCACCGCGUUUCAGGACAUCGACAACCUCAUGGCGGAGGGAAACAAGUCUCGAACCGUGGCCGCCACGAACAUGAACAGCGAGUCCUCGCGUUCGCACGCCGUCUUCUCCGUGAUCGUCACCCAGACAUUGACGGACACGCGGAGCGGGGUGUCUGGAGAGAAGGUGUCGCGCAUGUCGCUCGUGGACCUUGCCGGCAGUGAGAGGGCCGUGAAGACCGGGGCGGUGGGCGACCGUCUGAAAGAGGGUUCCAACAUAAACAAGUCUCUAACAACUUUGGGACUUGUAAUUUCCAAAUUAGCUGACCAGUCUGCAACAUCAAAGAACAGGGAUAAAUUUGUCCCUUACAGGGAUUCUGUGCUAACUUGGCUGUUGAAGGACAAUUUGGGUGGAAAUAGCAAAACUGUUAUGGUAGCAACUAUUUCUCCUUCAGCAGAUAACUAUGAAGAAACUUUAUCUACUUUAAGAUAUGCAGAUCGUGCAAAGCGCAUUGUCAAUCAUGCAGUUGUCAAUGAAGAUCCUAAUGCUAGAAUUAUUCGUGAGCUCCGACAGGAAGUGGAGGCCUUGAGGGAAAUGUUGAAGCAUGCCACGGUAGGCCAUGCCAUUCCAGCUUUGGUAUGCUUUUUUGUUUUGUUUUGUCCUCUACUGUUUGUUUUGUUUGCUCCAUUGGCUCUAAAAUGUCUAUGGCCAUAGCCUUUUA
This is a messenger RNA of Frankliniella occidentalis (western flower thrips), 5420 nucleotides long. RefSeq lists its product as uncharacterized. The record is from RefSeq and is a predicted model, not a curated record. Lineage: Eukaryota; Metazoa; Arthropoda; Insecta; Thysanoptera; Thripidae. Gene Ontology annotation, biological process: cytoskeleton-dependent intracellular transport; microtubule-based movement. Gene Ontology annotation, cellular component: kinesin complex; microtubule. Bases 98 to 5413 code for a protein of 1771 amino acids. The transcript is spliced from 6 exons. Gene Ontology annotation, molecular function: microtubule motor activity; microtubule binding; ATP hydrolysis activity.